Microstroma glucosiphilum is the source of this 1230-nucleotide messenger RNA. Its product is annotated as retrieval of early ER protein Rer1. The coding region runs from base 171 to 824 and encodes 217 amino acids. Gene Ontology annotation, cellular component: Golgi membrane. Gene Ontology annotation, biological process: protein retention in ER lumen; retrograde vesicle-mediated transport, Golgi to endoplasmic reticulum. NCBI's taxonomy places the organism in Eukaryota, Fungi, Basidiomycota, Exobasidiomycetes, Microstromatales, Microstromataceae. The transcript is spliced from 4 exons. The record is from RefSeq and is a predicted model, not a curated record.
GCCCCUUCCUGUCGCUUGCCCACACCCGCAGUCCACUGCCUCACAGUCACUACAGAGGAAGUCUAGGUGUUGGAUCUCGUACGCUCCAUCUCUGUUUCGAUCCGCUCCUCGAGUUCUUCCUCGUCUUUCCGAUCUCUUCAUACCCGAGCCACUUCCUUCUCGCAGACGCCAUGGCUGACGUAUCGGAUCCGCCGCCGGCAAUAGCCAACGCCAUGAGACAAGCUCAUCAAGCACAGAUGAGGCUGCAGACUGCCAUCGACAGGACAACGCCCUUCGCUGCUAGGAGAUGGGCGGCAACUGGAGGUCUGCUGGCGCUAUUCAUGCUAAGGAUCGUCCUCUCACAGGGGUGGUACAUCGUGUGUUACGCCCUCUUCAUCUACCUCUUGAACCUCUUCCUAGCCUUCCUGCAACCGAAGUUCGAUCCAGGGAUGUAUGACGAUUUGGCAUCGCAAGACAUCGAGGAGGGCGAACCAGGCCUCCCCACGUCUGCUUCUGGAGCAUCAAAACCAGCGGGAUCAGGAGGGCUCAUGAGCGGCGUCUUUGGUAACCCAGGCCCUCAGAACGGAGAUGCGGCUGGUGGCGAGGAUGAGUUCAGGCCGUUCAUCAGGCGUCUACCAGAGUUCAAGUUCUGGCUCUCUGCCACUCAGGCCAUCGUAAUUUCGCUCCUCUGCACCAUGACAAGACUCUGCGAUGUACCUGUAUACUGGCCCAUCCUUCUGGUGUACUUCUUCAUUCUCUUCGGCAUUACCAUGAAGCGGCAAAUCAAGCACAUGGUCAAGUACCGAUAUGUCCCCUUCGACUUGGGCAAGAAGGUUUACAAGUGAAGCGGUCGGUAGAGUCGCAACAAGUGCGGAGGGGAGAGACCAUCAACCCUCGAUAUGUGGCUGCAAGGUGUUGUCGGUCGGGUAGGACAACAGAAGUAGACGUGGCUGGGUGUGAUGCAAUGACGAGCCUCUCGUACCCCUUGUUGCACCGUCGGGCUAAAGUCGCAGGUCGACAUGCAAUCGUACCUUCUGCGAGAGAGACACCAUCUCCUCGCGGACAUUUUCAGCAAGUGAGUCAGCGUGACAAGAGUACCAACACCAGCGCGACGAGGGCCUUGACAAGCGUCAGGGCAUCGAAGCCUACCAGACUGGGCUUCCUGUAGAUGGAAUUGCAUCGGCUUUGUGUGAUGCGACAACGGGACUGGCGAGCAUUCGGCGUUUGUUGCGACAAGUUCAGAAAGUGCCC